AUGGUUCCAUCCAGAUCGCUUUCAUCUCUUCUUGCCUUGCCGGCGCUUGCCUUCCUCUCGCUGUCAGCGAGCGCGUUGCCUCAUGCUCGGACGGCGUCAAGCACAGCUGCUCUCAAGCUCGCCGUUAGAAUAAACUCGUAUGGGAUGAAGAGCAUCGUGGCUGCAGAUCGAGCCCGAAUCGAAACUUUGCAAGCUCGCGGCAGCUCUUCUGUCGAUAUAACCAAUACUAGUGUGGCAUACACCGCUGACAUUGGCGUGGGGAGUCCAGCAACGUCCUACACAUUCCUGGUAGACACCGGAAGCUCAAAUACCUGGAUCGGGACCACCAAGGCUUACCAGAAGACUUCCACGAGCCAUGACACAGGCGGCACAUUCAAAGUUGCAUACGGCAAUAUGAAAAAACCUAGUUCCGCUUCUGGGGAGCAAUACUUGGACACCGUAACGGUCAAUUCUAAUCUGGUCAUCUACAACCAGUCUAUUGGCGUCGCAUCUAGCGACGCAGGGCUGGGUGAUUUGGAUGGAGUCCUUGGCCUUGGCCCAGUUGAUUUAACUGAGGGCACCGUCAGUAAUGCAGAUGAAGUUCCAACUGUGAUGGACAACCUCUAUAAGCAGAAAAAAAUUAGUUCGGAAGUACUCGGAGUGUUCUUCGCACCUGCUUCCUCUGACGAUGCCAGCGGCGAGCUCACAUUCGGCGGUUACGAUGAUUCCAAAUUUACUGGAGACAUCAGCUAUGCGCCGAUCACAUCGUCAUCUCCAGCGAAUACAUAUUGGGGUUUUAAUCAAUCCAUCACCUAUGGGUCAACGGUCAUUAUGAAUAAGACAGCUGGUGUCCUGUACGACAUCGAAACCCUUCUAAUCCACUGUUCAGAUGCCUUGAGCCUAUAUCAGUCUGCUACGGGAGCAACCCUCGACUUGAGCAUUGACAUGUUCAAGAUUACAUCUGACCAGUACGACCUGCUCAAGUCCUUGUAUUUCACCAUUGGUGGGGUUACUUUUGAGCUUACCCCAAACGCACAAAUCUGGCCUCGAUCACUGAACUCCGUCAUUGGCGGUACCAGCGACAGUAUAUACCUGGUCAUCGGUGAUACUGGGAAGUCCUCUGGUUCUGGCUUGGAUUUUGUGAGCGGCUACUGUUUCCUCGAGCGGUUUUACUCGGUGUACGACACUACGAACUCCCGAAUCGGAGUCGACCAGCGGUCCAACACAUUACAUCAGGCUGUCAGUGCUCCAUCCAGCAACGGAGAGAUGAAAGCAUGGUGCGCAUCCUCCAUUUUCGCUCCAAUAUCUAUCUCACAUUCCUAUCUUAACCACGGACUUGGCUCCCGCAAAGCUGUCUACGACAUCGCCGCAACGAAUUGUCCCGAUAUGAUCGACCCAGCUAUGGUUCGCCCUGGCCGUCUCGACAAGCUCCUCUACGUUGACCUACCAAGCGCCGACGAACGCGUCGAGAUCUUACGGACGCUAGUGCGCAAAGUCCCAUUCGCGCCUACGGAAUCAGGUGCCGAGACGAUCCUGCAGGGCGCGGAGUCCAUCGUGCGGGAGAAAUGUGAUGACUACAGUGGUGCGAGCCUGGCAGCUGUCAUGGAUGACAGCGGCGGAGUCUUAGUAGAGAAUCAGCCACGAGUAGUUCUUGUGUUGGAGGAUUUCGUCCAGGCCCAGGAUAAGGUUGGUCCCAGUGUGUCUGCUGUGCAACGGGGGAAGUAUGAAGCGCUGCGAGCCAAAUUUACUGGCCUUCCUGUGUGAACGGGGAAGGAUGUCGAUUGGAAGUGAGCUAUUGAUGGUAUCGUCAUGAUAAUGAGACGCUGACAUUUGCUUCUGUGACACAUGCGUGAUUCGCUUGACCGAGUAGGUGCUGACAUGAAUUUCGAGGCUAUUCUUGAUCCGCUUCACAACAGAUAGACACGGUCUGAACCUGCAGUACAGUGAGGUAUCGUCACAGUCCUCGUCUGGCUUUAACCCCUCUCCCCUAGUCCUUGAUUCCCCUCAUGGUACAGUCUAUGUGCAGACAGACUAUGACAUGACUGGCAUAUAUGACCUAUAACAAGGAUUGAAGUCUAGUCCGAAUUGUACUCACUAGCACCCUAUUAUGACUCCGAGCUACCCCGGUUCCCUCAACUACGUCGGAAAAAGGUCCGAACAC
Messenger RNA from Suillus subalutaceus, 2140 nucleotides. Its product is annotated as aspartic peptidase domain-containing protein. Bases 1 to 1743 code for a protein of 580 amino acids. The transcript has 8 exons. Lineage: Eukaryota; Fungi; Basidiomycota; Agaricomycetes; Boletales; Suillaceae. Gene Ontology annotation, biological process: proteolysis. Gene Ontology annotation, molecular function: aspartic-type endopeptidase activity. The record is from RefSeq and is a predicted model, not a curated record.